This is a messenger RNA of Monoraphidium neglectum, 1302 nucleotides long. RefSeq lists its product as hypothetical. The record is from RefSeq and is a predicted model, not a curated record. The coding region runs from base 1 to 1302 and encodes 433 amino acids. NCBI's taxonomy places the organism in Eukaryota, Viridiplantae, Chlorophyta, Chlorophyceae, Sphaeropleales, Selenastraceae. The transcript has 7 exons.
AUGCCGCAGCGCCGCCUGGGCUGGACCAGCGGCGACGCCGCCGGCCUGCCCAUCGCGCCGCUGCUGGUGCGCGUGGAGGAGGUGCGGGCCGGGCUGAUCGAGCACGCGAUACGCUUCACGGCCAGCCACAGCCGCACGGCCUACGCGCGGCCUGCAAGCCACUUCGCCCCGUAUAACGAGAUUCCGAACGCCCCGUGGAUGGGCCUGCAGGCCCGCCUCAAGGCGUCCUUCCGGUGCGCGGGCCUCGUCACCACCGCGGCGCGCACCAUCUGCACUGCCAUGAAAAAGUACGGCCUGAUCCUGGCAGACAACGGCUCACCCUGGUACUUUGGGGGCGAGGCCAGCCCGUUGUGGGAGACCGACACGGGCGUGAUCUCCAACUUUGACCAGUUCCAAACUGAUAUACGCUCCAUCAAGGGCAGCAACUUUGAGGUGGUGGACAACGGCGCCUGCCUCUGCACCAAUGAUGGCUGCACCACGUGCCCUGACACGCCGCCACCCUCCACGUCCCCAAACCCAUCAUCGCCGUCGCCGGGCACAUCCCCAAACCCACCGUCGCCGUCCCCGUCCCUGUCGCCGUCGCCAAAGCCGGGCGGCAGCACGGAGGUCUUCCUGCGCCGCGGGUUGGCCGCGGCAAAGGUGGACGGCUCAAGCGACCCGGCAUACGACCAGGUGGUUGAUGCGGUCAUAUCCAAUGCUGCCGCCAGUCCGGCCGCACCCAACGGCAACACCACCUUCUGGCCUGAGUCCCAGGCGCUUACACUGCAAGAGGCGCCCUCAGCGGGGGCGUACACUAGUCGCGCCCUGCUGCGAUUCGGCCUCAUUGAUCUGUAUGUGCCAAAGAAGAAGACCACCCUCUUGUCGGCAGAGCUCACCCUGACAUUCAUCAACCCAGCCGCGUCACCAGUAGCCGCCCAGGGCUUAGUCAACACCCAGGCGUGGCUGGGCACCAGGAUCAGCGGCCUGGACGCCUCGCGCCAGCUUGGCUGGACGGUGCGGCAGCCGGCGGCGUCCAAUCCGGGCAGGAGGGCUCCUCAAAAGUGGUCCGUGCCGGGCGUCUGGCCCAAGAGCAAUCGGGUGGCCAGCCUGUUCACGUUCACCAUACCUGCAGGCGUGACCACAGUUACCAUACCGCUCCCAGUCGCCAAGAUCAAGCCCUGGCAGAGCAUUAAAAACCGGUCAAACUUUGGGGUGCUGAUCAGGCUGGCCGCGGGCGAGGCGGGGCCCGUGACAGUGGUGGGCAGCCUGGGCGCUGACGUGGCGUCGAGGCCGUCGCUGAGGAUAACGUGGGUGACCAAGUGA